GCCGGGUGAUGCCGCCGCCUACGCGUCCACUCUGGCAGGUCUGGGCGCACCCACAGGCCAGCAGAGCAUCGCUAUAUCCACUUUGUGGUCCGGCGAUGAGGUCUCGUAGCAUGCAUACCACCCCCCUGCUCCGGCACCUCCUCGACGUGGCUUGGCUGCCGAAGCUUAUCUUAAACAAGUCUCUGCCAAGAGGCUCUAGUAUGCUUAACCCGCCUCCUUCCAAAUGGAGAUUAGGUGAUAUCUCACCUAAACGGUGCUACACCUUGGAACAAGUGGGCAAAUGUCUCCUGCUAUUCGUUCUUGGGGCGUCACCUCCUGGGCGUCACCUCCUCGACGGGGGAAUCUCCUCCGGCCUGGCCUAUCUCACCCCUUGUACGAGGACGAGGACGACGACGACGACGUCCAUCCGCCCAACACUGGGCAGCCAUGAGGCAUGGCCGUGUAUAUAAAGUGGACGGCAUUCAGCCCUCCUGAAUGCUGGCAUCCUCUGCACCCGUCCGUCCAGCCAUCCUCCACCCGGCCAAGUCCAUCUGCCAGCCAGCCAACAUGAUUGCCAAAGCCCUUCCCAUCGCUCUCCUCGCGGGUGCUGCCUCGGCCGCCUGCCCCCUGUCUAUCGAAAUCACGGAUUCCGACAGCCAUGUUGUCAACGUCGCAGUGACAAACACGGGGAGCGAGACCAUCUCGGUCUUCAAGGGCAACACGGUCUUCAGCGACCAUGCCACCAAGGAUCUGUUGGUGGCCGAUGCAGAGGGCAACGCUCUCCCAUUCGAGGGCAUGUACGUCAACUACAAGCGUACCGGCCUGACGCCCAGCUCAUUCCAGCAGAUCGAGGCCGGGCAGACAGUCACGGUCCCGGUCAACGCUGCCAGGAGCUACAAGCUCAGCGGUGUGCCCCAGGCCAAGGUCACGGCCAUCCAGGGUUUCCGCUACGCAGAAGGCACCGAGACUCCCUCGUCGCUCAAGGAUCUGGCGGUAUGCGAGGAUGUGACGUCUGGGGAGGUGGAUGUUACCCCCGACCAAUCUUCUGUCGCCGAGCAGCACAUCUCGCACAAGCGUGAGGUGCCAGCCUCGUCUCGUAUUCAGAGACGGGCCAUCACGUACUCGUCGUGCUCCACCUCGCAGACCAGCACCCUGAAGACAAGCGUCUCCGAUGCUAUCUCGAUGGCCAAAGCCGCGUACACCGCUGCUGGCACUGCCGCCGACUAUUUCACAACCUGGUUCAUCUCGACCUCCAACGAGGCCAAGGUGCAGACCAUCUACAACGAUGUCGCCAAUGUGCAGACCACGUCGCCCAAGAUCUCGUGUGCCGACACAUACAGCGACUGCACCAGCGGCGAUGCGUUGCUGUACACAGUUCCAUCUGCCAAUGUCAUCGUGCCGUGCCCCAACAACGGCUUCUGGGACUUCCCCGAGCUCGCUCCGCAAUGUUCUGGCGACGACUACGACAAGGCUGGCAGCAUCCUUCACGAGAUGACGCAUCUGUACGGUACCACUGACUGGGCCUAUGGUCCAACCGCAGCCAAGGCCCUCUCGGCUACCAAGGCUGCUGCCAACGCAGACACUUAUGAGAUGUACGCCGAGAGCGUUCGACUUGGCGGUUGCACUACGGGCUAA
This is a messenger RNA of Diaporthe batatas, 1614 nucleotides long. RefSeq lists its product as uncharacterized. Bases 475 to 1614 code for a protein of 379 amino acids. The record is from RefSeq and is a predicted model, not a curated record. NCBI's taxonomy places the organism in Eukaryota, Fungi, Ascomycota, Sordariomycetes, Diaporthales, Diaporthaceae. Gene Ontology annotation, biological process: proteolysis. Gene Ontology annotation, molecular function: metalloendopeptidase activity. The transcript is spliced from 4 exons.